This is a messenger RNA of Oncorhynchus gorbuscha (pink salmon), 1934 nucleotides long. Its product is annotated as chromatin modification-related protein MEAF6. The transcript has 8 exons. Gene Ontology annotation, cellular component: NuA4 histone acetyltransferase complex. The record is from RefSeq and is a predicted model, not a curated record. Bases 68 to 676 code for a protein of 202 amino acids. NCBI's taxonomy places the organism in Eukaryota, Metazoa, Chordata, Actinopteri, Salmoniformes, Salmonidae.
AAGUGUUUGUUUUUCCCUAUUUUAACUCAUCAUUGAAGACGCUGUUUUGUUUUUCGGGAGAUUCAUCAUGGCGAUGCAUACGAAGGCGACACCGCCACAGAUUCCCGACACCCGUCGGGAACUCUCGGAACUGGUCAAGAGGAAACAAGAACUUGCGGAGACCUUGGUGAACUUGGAAAGACAGAUCUAUGCAUUUGAGGGCAGCUACUUGGAAGACACCCAGAUGUAUGGGAAUAUCAUUAGAGGAUGGGACAGAUACCUCACCAACCAAAAAAAUUCCAACAGCAAGACAGACCGAAGAAACAGAAAGUUUAAGGAGGCAGAGCGUCUGUUCAGCAAGUCUUCAGUCACUUCUGUAGCAGCUGUCUGUGCACUUGGCGGGAUCCCAGAUCACAUGAAUGAAAAGCGUGAGCCCGGCAGUGGGACAGAGAGUGACACAUCCCCAGACCUCCAGAACCAGGAGAACGAACCCAGUCAGGAGGACACGGAGGACGCAGAUGGGGCACUGCAGGACCUCAAACCCCAGAAGGCUGCCUCGUCCUCCUCCGGAAGCCACCAUGGGAGCCACAAGAAAAGGAAGAACAAAAACCGACACAGCCCUUCUGCCAUGUUUCAUUAUGACUUUGAAUUCGACAUGAAGGUGAACAAAAAACCCCGAGCGGACUAUUCAACUUGAUGAUGAAUGGGGGUGUUAAGCACUUCAGACCAGAACUGGCCACACAGGAGAAGUCUUCAGUGAAGCAGAGAAUCACUUCUCUGGGCUUUGUGAACUUUAUAUGCCUUAUGUUAACUGACUUGGUUUCUGCUUUGUGUAUAUUGCAUGAAAUGUUGCCCCUCCCCACCUGCAACUAGAAAUAUUUGUGUUUCAUGAUUUUCCUGCGGAAAAGUACAAGGUGUGUAAUUGCAUGUUACUCAAUACCCAGCUGGGGUUAUUGUAUAGUGUUGAACAUUCUAUGUUUAUCAUGUAACUUCACAUUUUCCUCUGCUCUUCUUGUGACAAAAAUAACAAGAUUAUAUUUGUCGUUGUGUGGGUUUGUUAGCUCUAGAAUAUCCCAGCUUCUGUUAUUUUAUUUUGAGAUUUGUUUAGCAUAAAAUUGUAAUAAAACAUUGAAAUGAUAAAUAUUGCUAUAUAUAGUUUAUGGUGAAAAUCUAAAUGUGUGAAGGUCUAGCCCACCAGAAGCAUUGGAAAUGUCUUGCUGUUAAUCAAAAUCUCAUCUCUGUCUUUACUCUGCACUCUUCUGUGAUCAUAUAGCAGGGAAAUCAAUAGGGAAGCUAGUUUAUGACCAACAUCUCUGUCUUUACUCUGCACUCUUCUGUGAUCAUAUAGCAGGGAAAUCAAUGGGGUAGCUAGUUUAUGACCAGCAUCUUUGUCUGACGGUGUCUACUGUCUGGUUUCAUUGUGGCUUCUUCAUGGCCCUGUUACCUGCCAAGGUGCUCAGAUGAGGCUCUCUCUAGUCCGCCAUCUUAUUGUCUCAAAUAGCUCCCUAUUCCAUUUAUACUACACUACGUUUUGAUUGGUGAAGUUUCAGUGAGUUCAUGGAAAUUGUUUUAGUACUGUGUUCACCUUCAAACAGCUUUAUUCUGACUCCCAAGUAUGAUUAAAAUAACUCUGUUUACACACACAGAUAUGAAGCCAUUAUGGCAUUCCUACAGUGGCCGUUUCAGAGAUUUGAGUUUUGAUUUCUGAGCAGUGGCAGUUAAAGUGAACCAUGGGGCAACAGGCUGACAACACAUGACCCAUGCCAUGUUGGGGAACAGUGUACUACAUGCAGUUUAACUAGUCAUUGAACUACAUUUUACAGUAGGUUGGUUGGUACUUGAAUGAAAUUCAAAUCUUGGUACUGUUUUCAGUAGGUAACUCGUUUGUUUGUUGUGUAGCUAACUACUGGAACUACACACUUUUGCAAAAGGAAAAUAAAAUGUGGCUGAAGUAG